ACAUGCAGUCCUGGUACAGGCGCGAGUGCUAACAUUAGCUACAGCAGACUUGUUACAGACAUCAGAGCUAACGUUAGCUACAACAGUCCUGGUACAAAUGUUUACGUUUCCAAAAUGUUUUACUUUUUUUUUUUAUUUGGUGACAAGACGAUUUGAAUUAAAUUGUCAUGGUUGAAGAAGUUGGUUAACACUUCGACACACACCUUGACAUUCAAUACAUUUUUUAAUAUAUUUUAUUUAGUUUGUUUUUCAUUAUUCAUUACUUUUUUUUUUUUUUGCUCCUCUAGGAGGCAUUUCCACAGAGCCGUGUUCUCAGAAACUUUCCUCAUAUUUAUUCCCAGUUGGUCAUUAAUCUGGAUGAGGAAUAACAAAUAUCCUUCAUUAGUCCUAAUUUUACACACUUCAACUUUAAGUAAUGACACUUAAAAAAAAACCAACAGGACGCACGGAUGCAAAACAAGCUAUUUCAAAUGUACGUGCAGCUCAUGGAUUAUUUAUCAACGCCGCAGCCGUGAAUAAGUUUUGCUGCGAGGCUUUUCUAACAUUUGAAUAGGAAAAAUUCACAGGAUGAGAAUAAAUGUCGUCAUUAAUCGGUGACAUUUGAAACUGACGACAGCAGGUGUAUGAAUGUUUGUGCCCGGUGUUUACCAGGCAGAAAUGCUUUCUCCUAAUUAGCGAGCAGCGCAGCAUUAAUGGAGCAGUUAAUGAACGAACACAGAAACUGUUGUCGCUCCAAACAUAACGCCACAGAGGCAGAGAGGGAAAUGGAUUCUGGGUAGAAUGUUCUAGAGAUUUCUAGAGAAUGUUGCCCUCUGAUAAUUCAAGGUUUUUAGCAGCGGCGUUAGUUGACGGUGAUCGAGAGUUAUUGAAAAAUGCAACAAAAAAGACAAAUAGAAUUAGCAACCAGUCAUUAUCUACAGUGUGUAGGUGUUCAUCAUGUAGGCUGCCCCCUGCUGGAGGUUUUUUACAAUUUUCUGCUUCUUUGAACUUCCACACAGACACCAACUUCGUGCUGGGAAACGCCCAGAUCGUGGACUGGCCCAUCGUCUACAGCAACGAUGGUUUCUGCAAGCUGUCGGGUUACCACCGGGCAGAGGUGAUGCAGAAGAGCAGCACCUGCAGCUUCAUGUACGGCGAGCUCACAGACAAGGACACCACGGAGAAAGUGCGACUCACGUUUGAGAAUUACGAGAUGAACUCGUUCGAGAUUCUCAUGUACAAGAAGAACAGAACACCUGUGUGGUUCUUCGUGAAGAUCGCUCCCAUUCGGAACGAACAGGAGAAAGUCGUGCUGUUUCUCUGCACGUUCAGUGACAUCACGGCCUUCAAACAGCCAAUCGAAGACGAUUCGUCCAAAGGUUGGGGGAAGUUUGCUCGACUGACUCGAGCGCUAACGAGCAGCAGAGGAGUUCUCCAGCAGCUGCAGCCCACGGUCCACAAAGGAGAGAACGUCCACAAACACUCCCGCUUAGCUGAGGUGAGGAGGAAACCGACGAGUGAAUCGGUGACGAAGGGAACUGUUUGUGUUGUCCUGCAGCUGGGCUCAGACAUCCUACCUCAGUACAAGCAGGAGACCCCCAAGACCCCGCCCCACAUCAUCCUGCACUACUGCCUCUUCAAGACCACCUGGGACUGGGUCAUCCUCAUCCUCACCUUCUACACGGCCAUCAUGGUCCCGUACAACGUCUCCUUCAAGACCAAGCAGAACAACGUGACCUGGCUGGUGGUGGACAGCAUCGUGGACGUCAUCUUCCUGGUGGACAUCGUCCUCAACUUUCACACCACCUUCGUCGGUCCUGCCGGCGAGGUCAUCUCCGACCCCAAGCUGAUCAGGAUGAACUACCUGAAGACGUGGUUCGUCAUCGACCUGCUGUCCUGCCUGCCCUACGACGUCAUCAACGCCUUCGAGAACGUGGACGAGAACUGGAACCACCGAGCUGUCACUCAAGGCAUCAGCAGUCUCUUCAGCUCUCUGAAAGUGGUCCGUCUCCUCCGUCUGGGCCGGGUCGCCCGUAAACUGGACCACUACAUUGAGUAUGGGGCGGCUGUUCUGGUCCUGCUGGUGUGUGUUUUCGGACUAGCUGCUCAUUGGUUGGCCUGCAUCUGGUACAGCAUCGGUGAUUACGAAGUGAUCGACGAGGAAACCAACAUCGUCCGCAGCGACAGCUGGCUGUACCAGCUAGCGGAGACGGUGGGGACGCCGUAUCGCUUCAACGCCAGCGGCUCGGGGAAGUGGGAGGGCGGUCCCAACAAGGACUCGGUCUACAUCACCUCGCUGUACUUCACCAUGACCAGCCUGACCAGCAUAGGCUUCGGCAACAUCGCGCCCACGACGGACGGAGAGAAGAUCUUCGCUGUGGCCAUGAUGAUGAUUGGAUCUCUGCUCUACGCCACCAUCUUCGGUAACGUGACCACCAUCUUCCAGCAGAUGUACGCCAACACCAACCGUUACCAUGAGAUGCUCAACAGCGUGCGAGACUUCCUCAAACUGUACCAGGUGCCUAAAGGCCUGAGUGAACGGGUGAUGGACUACAUCGCCUCCACCUGGUCCAUGUCACGGGGCAUCGACACCGAGAAGGUGCUGCAGAUUUGUCCAAAGGACAUGAGGGCGGACAUCUGCGUCCAUCUCAACCGGAAGGUUUUCAAAGAGCACCCAGCUUUCCGUCUGGCCAGCGACGGCUGCCUCCGAGCUCUGGCCAUGGAGUUCCAGGCCAUCCACUGCGCCCCCGGUGACCUGAUCUACCACGCUGGAGAGAGCGUGGACAGCCUGUGUUUCGUGGUGUCGGGGUCACUGGAGGUCAUCCAGGAUGACGAGGUGGUGGCUAUUUUGGGUAAAGGUGACGUUUUCGGAGACGUCUUCUGGAAGGAAGUGACCCUGGCUCAGGCCUGCGCCAACGUCCGAGCUCUGACCUACUGCGACCUCCACGUCAUUAAACGCGACGCCCUGCAGAAGGUGCUGGAGUUCUACACGGCGUUCUCCAACCACUUCUCCAGGAACCUGCUGCUCACCUACAACCUGCGGAAGAGGAUCGUCUUCCGAAAGAUCAGCGACGUGAAGCGAGAGGAGGAGGAGCGGCAGAGGCGUAAAAACGAAGCCCCGCUCAACCUGCCGCCGGACCACCCGGUACGAAAACUCUUCCAGCGUUUCCGGCAGCAGAAGGAGGCGAAGAUGGGGUCGGAGAAACCGCAGCUGGACGAGCACGAUAUCGAGAAGGGGCCCAUGUACGUGGAAAUCCCGAUGGCUAAAACCGCCAUCACCGCCACCAGCAUGGUCACAGUGACCGAAAGUCCGGCGACGCCGUCGCCUUCGACGCCCACGUCGUCAUCGCCGCUACAGUCGACGGCGACAGACAAGGCCAAGCUGCAGGUGCCGACGCAGGGGUGUUUGGUAGGAUGUCGCUCCGCAGAACCGGUCAAAGCCAAAGGCUGGGGUCGAUUCAAGGAGUCCAUGGUCAAAGCUGACAACUGGAACAAAGUGUCGAAAGCCGAGUCCAUGGAAGUUCUACCGGAACGGACCAAGGCCCACGAGUCACAGACGUGUCUGAAAAAGACGGACUCCUGCGACAGCGGCAUCACCAAAAGUGACCUGCGUCUGGACAAAGUGGGAGAGUUCCGCACGACCCCUCAGGACCGCAGCCCGGUCCAGCCUGCGGAGACCAGGCAUCCCUUCUACCCCAUCCCUGAACAGACCCUUCAGGCCUCGCUGCAGGAGCUGAAGCUGGAGCUGAAGGACGACAUCAAGAACCUGAACGCUCGGAUGUCCGUCCUGGAGGCGCAGCUAACGGAGGCGCUGCAGCUCCUCAAGACCAGGCACCGGAGUGCUGGUUCUCCUCAGCACCUCUUUGACAUUUCUAGACCUGCUUCGCCAGAGCAAGACAAAGAAGACAUCUUCUCUUGAAGAAUGCAGGAGUCAGCAGAGGCUUCAGUUCAGUCUCCGAACUCAGCCGGAAUCCUGUGAUCCCAGAUUACACGGAUGGCUGAGGCUGCGGCGUUUAGAUUAGGGCAGCGGCGUGGUCCGAUCUUAAGACGCCACGAUCCAUUGCCCGUAGAGUCUCGUACCUGUUGGUAGUGCAGGCAGACGUCCUGUCGGUCAGUCCAGGUAAGAGUCCAGCUUCGGUGGUGGUGGAGGUUCAGGACGGACAGCACUAUGUUUGUACAUACGUUUGAUUGACUUUUUUCUCACCGCUGCGCCGCCGUGAAGGAACGUAGCUGUAGAGUUUGAAACGUCUUCAGGUUUUGCGUCUCCGUAGUCGACCCAGUAGAAACGGCAUGGGAUUCCUCUGCAUGUCACAUGAACAUGGACGUGUGCCUCAAACUGCAGAUGGCGCCAAUCGUAUUAAUUAAUUGAGGCCAGGCUUCCACUUCCACUCAUUGUUUUCACAGCGACGAGGAUUUUUUCUUUUCUUUUUUUUCUUCAAGUUACUCCAACAGUUUCUGAGUCAUUCCCUCCACAGAUUAAUGAAUUUUCUUAUUGAAUUAUCUGCCGGGAACAUCGUGAAUUAUACAACACAUCACUCCGGCCUCAGAAAUCUAAUUUCUCGCAGACAUCUUUCGGCAGUGCUCAUUAUUCCCAUCAACCAUUGAUGGAUUCGCUCCAUGAAAAAUGGAAUGCAGUUCAAACUGUAACGUCAGUCACUCAGUCCAAGCUCUUCUCCCGUUUAAGAACCAAAUCUCCAGCUACAGUCGAACCGAUGCGUUUCAGCCGCGGUGCCGCAGGUCUGGACGCCGUCGCCGUCGUAGAACUGAACCCUGGUUUUACAUCGUGGUUUUUGAUAAUGGACACCAGUCAGGUGUCAGCAGAGGGAGUGAGGGACACAUUAACACACCGGUCCACUCGCAUGUCGUCUCUCAAACUCCAAGGCUACGGUUAGUUUUUAUGGAACUGCAUGAACCUGUCCAUACAUUUACUACACCUAUUGCCACCUCUGUGUGGCGCUGUGGCACCGUAACUGCUGUACAACAUAAACACAUAGUUGUCUUUGGCAAACUUUACUACACAGUUGGUGUGUAGUGCCACCCAGUGGUAAAAAGUGCCCCCGCGGCCCCAUCUAGUUAGCUAGAUUUUCUCGAGUGGUGAAUCUCAAAAAAUACACGAAUGCACAUAUUCAUGCAUGUGUUCGACAAUUACUAAUAAUAACUAUUAGGUAUGUAAUGAUGCGUCGUGAUUUGAUUAAAAAUUGAUACAAUUUUACUCAAUUAGCAUUUUGCAAUUAGCAAUUUAACAUAAAGAGCGAAUCGCACAUCAAUGUGUGGGCUGUGUUAUCUCAAAAAGUCACUGGUCAUACCAUGAGACUACACACUCUCGUACAGUAGGGGGCAGUAUUGAUUGUGCCCCGCUAUAAAACUCCCUCUCUUAUUAUAUUAUAACUAUAACAGAAUUAUCUUUUUCUCUCGACUCUCCACCAGACGUCAGGCUCAGAUUUAAACUUUGAACUUCGUCCUAGCCUUUUAUUCCCCAAUCACCAAAAAUAGAGCAGUUCUAAAUCAACCGUGUGUUAGUAAAGCAAAUAAUUUCCUUUAACUUCAGACGUAGAUAAAAGCCGGAGCCUCGUCUUCUCCUCCAGAGGACAGGAACCAAUAACUGCUGCGCUCUGUUCUCGUUCUUCAUCUGGAUUAUUUAUGUUUCCUUCAUGCCUGCGUUCUUAUCAGGACAAAAGAUGAGGCGAGACGAAAAGACUCUGGGAAUGUUUUUUUUUUCUCUCUCCACCAACACAUUUCACUUUUCCCCGUUUUCAUCAAAAAUUCAGCCGGCUAAAAAUAAAUGGGCAGCGCUUCACAGACGUGAGAACACGGUUGGGUCACAGUCAGCCUCUGUGGCUCCGUAUGGGUUUUUUCUUUGGUUUUUUUUUACCCAGAUCUUAGAGAGCACUAAAGCCCUGGUGCUGCGACCCCUCUGUCAGAGAGAGUGUAUAAAGAGGCAGCUCUCACAGGCUCCGACAUCAGAGGACGGGGAUGAGUGUGGACGGGCGCUGACACGAGACUUCAGUCUCAAGAAAAAAUCCAUUUCUAAAAAAAAAGUUCAAUGACAGAAGGUUUUUUUUUCCCUCUAAGAAAUCCGAGCCAGAAAUUAAAAUUCCUAAAUGUGGAACGUCCUCUAAAUCAAAAGUAAUCCUGGUUGAGUCAUAUAUAAAUAUAUAUUUUUAUUUAUGUCGUUCAAAUGAGCUGAAAAAAACAACCCAGUCGAGCUGCUGCCAGCAGUGAUGUCGCUGUUGUGUUGAAUGCUCAUCUAUAAUACUUCCUGCCACCACUAUGUGGCACUGUGACAAAACUACUACACAUAUAACUAACACAUAUUUCCAUUUUUAAUUUGCUUUAUUUAAAUUCUAAUUUUUCAUUUUUUUUACAUUCUGAAUCAAAAUUGCCUCUGUAGCUCUAAUUUCUUACUGCCAGGAGGUGGCGCUAUCACCGUAAUUCACUAAUCUUGAAAAGUCUUAGAUCUUAAGUCGGCCUCUAAUUUAAAAUUGAUCUCACAAAAGUAAAUAAACUGUAAAAAAAAAAAAAAAAUCCCCAGCACCGCACGACUCAUGUAGCAGUUUGUCAUUUGUUUUUUUUGAUUUUUGCUUUUUAGACUAGUUGUAAAUCUUGUAAUGACUCUUGACAUGAACUCACUGUAGACAUUUUUACGCCACAUUUAGUGCGAGUAAAGAUUGUAGACAAACACUGCAUGUACUGCACAUGUAAAUGUACUGAAGUGAAUGUGAAAAUGCUGACGUUGAUCUCAGGACCUUCAUUUGUCAGAGCUCAGUCUUAAAUGAUCUCAAAUAAAUUGAUAUUUUUAGCCUGAACUAGCGUUGGAGUUUAACGAAGGAGUUUUUAUGACAGAACUUAAGAUAAACGGCAAUACUGUACGUUAGAAUGGAGUGGCGGAAAAAUACAUGAAGGUGGCGCAGCGCUUGUGAGAGUCAGAUCUCGGUGACGUUUGUGUGUGGUCUGAGUGACGGAUGGGUACAGGAUGUGAAUCACGCUGUUUGCAGACGACGCUGUAAUCUAUGCUAAUACUGUAGUAGGGAGUGGUCAGAAGAGGGAGUAGAACGGUGGAAUGAAGAAGGCGUAGGUGAAGAUGAAGCUGGAAAUGUUUAAUAUGGAGGGAUGAUGAAAGUGGACGUAGAAGAAGAUUAGCGGUCAUUAUAGUAAACGACCUGAUGAUCGUUGAUGGAUGAAGGGUGAAGGCCAAUCAGAGCCUCGAUGGAGAACCUUGAUGAAUGCAGCAGACGGAGAA
Cynoglossus semilaevis (tongue sole) is the source of this 7219-nucleotide messenger RNA. RefSeq names its product potassium voltage-gated channel, subfamily H (eag-related), member 1a (gene kcnh1a). Gene Ontology annotation, biological process: potassium ion transmembrane transport; regulation of membrane potential. Gene Ontology annotation, molecular function: delayed rectifier potassium channel activity. The record is from RefSeq and is a predicted model, not a curated record. The transcript has 12 exons. Gene Ontology annotation, cellular component: plasma membrane; voltage-gated potassium channel complex. The coding region runs from base 803 to 3898 and encodes 1031 amino acids. Lineage: Eukaryota; Metazoa; Chordata; Actinopteri; Pleuronectiformes; Cynoglossidae.